GCAAUACUGCCUUUGCAAACACACGAGGGAGUGUGUUGCGAAUUCCGGCCGUGGGGCGGCUCCGGUCCCUCCCACGGUCAUUGCGGCUGGGAAACGGGGGCUGCUGGGGACGGUCCUGCGCCGGGGCUGCCCUUGGCCGCCUUGCACGCGAGUUGGCCCGGAGCCGGGCAUUCCCUGGAGAACUCUGCCCCCCUCGCCGCCUUUGCAAGCCCCUCCAUGGCUGAAGAGAAGCCCUCGACGGUGGUGACCUGCACCGCCCCGGUCAACAUCGCGGUGGUCAAAUACUGGGGAAAACGCGACGAAGAGUUGAUCUUGCCGAUUAAUUCCUCCCUCAGCGUCACCCUGCACCAGGAUCAGCUGAAAACCACCACGACGGCGGCCAUCAGCCGGGACUUCAAAGAAGACCGCCUCUGGCUCAACGGGAAGGAAGAUGACAUUGGGCACCCCCGUCUCCAAUCCUGCCUGCGGGAGAUUCGCCGUCUGGCUAGGAAGCGGCGUGGUGGCAACGGCGACAGCGGCAGUGGAGACCAUCCUCCCCUAAGUCUCGCCUACAAGGUCCACAUUGCCUCGGAGAACAACUUCCCCACAGCAGCUGGGCUGGCCUCCUCUGCGGCUGGAUACGCCUGUUUGGUCUAUACCCUUGCCAAGUUGUAUGGUGUGGAGGGGGAGCUCUCUGAAGUGGCUCGCCAAGGCUCCGGAAGUGCCUGCCGGAGUAUGUUUGGAGGCUUUGUGCAGUGGAUCGUGGGAGAAUCGGCGGACGGCAAGGACAGUGUUGCUCUACAGGUGGCGCCAGAGACACACUGGCCUGAGCUGAGAGUUCUAAUCCUGGUGGUGAGUGCGGAAAAGAAGCCGGUGGGGAGCACCGCUGGAAUGCAGACCAGUGUGAAGACCAGUCUGUUGUUGAAGCACCGCGCAGAGGCUGUGGUUCCGGAGCGCAUGGAACAAAUGAUCCAGCACAUCCAGGAACGAGACUUUGAGGCCUUUGCGGAGCUCACUAUGAAGGACAGCAACCAGUUCCAUGCCACCUGCAUGGAUACCUUUCCGCCCAUUUUCUACCUCAAUGACGUCUCCAAGCAAGUGAUCGCCUUGGUUCACCGCUUCAAUGCGCACUACGGCAAAGCCAAGGUGGCUUAUACCUUUGAUGCUGGUCCAAACGCGGUUCUCUUUGCUCUGGAAGACACUGUAGAUGACCUCGUGGAGGUGGUCAAGCGCAGCUUUCCUCCAGAAAACAAUGGAGGCCAGUUCCUGAAGGGCCUGCCAGUGCACAAAGCGUCUCUGUCUGACGAACUUCUCACAGCCGUGGUGAGAGAUCCGGUGCCAGGAGCGAUCCGGUAUUUGCUGCUCACCAAGCCUGGGCCGGGGCCCAUGAUGGUGGAAGAUGCCAGCAGCCAUCUCCUCGGAGCAGAUGGGCUCCCCCAAAGCAGCCCUUGAGCAAAUGGAGCGCCAUUCCUGGGAGUGCACCGAGCGCAUGGAUGGGGGCUUGGAAGACCUGCAGAGGACGCUGCCUUAAAAGAUGGGGGGGGUUGUGAAUAAGGGAGAGGAGAGGUUGCGGGGGGGGGGCGGGGGGAGUGUAUAUGUGGGGUUUCCCCAAGCUAUGCGGAAAAGCGAGUAUGUGGAUUUGCAUACGCUUCUCCCCUUGUUUUGUAUGCCUGAAAGGUGUUCGGCAGGGAGUCCAGCAAGCACAAGCUUCUCUUCUCUCUCUGCCCUCUUCUCGGCUUUUGAGGGCUUGGAUUUCCUUCCUCUAAGCAGCGAUGGGCUGACGGUCACUUGGGGUCUCCUGGUGGACCGCUGGCCAGCUUCCGCUGCUGUGCCAGCAAGGGGCUGGGAUUCUUGCAAUGAGCGCUGACCUGAGUGGGCCUUGCUCUGGCCAAGCACUUCUUGACUUGUUCAGUGAUCGAAAGUACAUAAACCUAAGCAGUGUUAAAGAGGUCUUGUGUACAUGCUCUGGCUUUGUACUCUCAAUGUGGGAGGCAAUGGAGGCACUUCAGUAAAAAACGGGAUGAUACAAA
This is a messenger RNA of Eublepharis macularius, 2009 nucleotides long. RefSeq names its product mevalonate diphosphate decarboxylase (gene MVD). Gene Ontology annotation, cellular component: cytosol. Gene Ontology annotation, biological process: isopentenyl diphosphate biosynthetic process, mevalonate pathway; isoprenoid biosynthetic process. Gene Ontology annotation, molecular function: ATP binding; diphosphomevalonate decarboxylase activity. The transcript has 10 exons. The record is from RefSeq and is a predicted model, not a curated record. Lineage: Eukaryota; Metazoa; Chordata; Lepidosauria; Squamata; Eublepharidae. The coding region runs from base 217 to 1431 and encodes 404 amino acids.